AUGGCAACCAAGGUGAUUUUGUUCUCCGUCUUUCUGAUCUUUUUUACAUAUUAUUUCACAGAGGUUUAUUCCCUAGUGGAAUUUACAAAUGUACAGUGCGAGUCUCUGGAUAAGGAUUUUGUCUUGUUUGAAUAUUGUUUUUUGAAAUCUGUAAACCGAUCUUUCAAAUAUGUUUCCGUUAAAGGUAAACUUCUACAGAUACCCAUAACCAAAGUCAAGCUGCAAAUUACUCUAUAUAAACGGGUGAAUAGCUAUAUGCCUUUUCUCUACAAUAUAACUUUUGACGGGUGCAGAUUCCUUAAGUCGACGAAUCCUAAUCCCAUUACUCUUUUUUUUCACAAUAUUUUCAAAGAUUAUUCCAACAUAAACCACACUUGUCCCUAUAACCAUGAUCUUGUGCUGGAUAAGAUGCCAUAUCAUAGUGUAAAUAAUAAGUUUACCAAAAUACUUCCCUUUCCGGAGGGGAAUUAUAUGCUUGAAAUGCACUGGAUAGCCUACGACAUUGAUCGAGCUGUAACUAAAUUCUAUUGGUCUCUUACUUGA
Messenger RNA from Drosophila teissieri, 543 nucleotides. RefSeq lists its product as uncharacterized. The transcript has 4 exons. The record is from RefSeq and is a predicted model, not a curated record. NCBI's taxonomy places the organism in Eukaryota, Metazoa, Arthropoda, Insecta, Diptera, Drosophilidae. The coding region runs from base 1 to 543 and encodes 180 amino acids.